Molecule: messenger RNA, 1144 nt
Organism: Colletotrichum godetiae
Lineage: Eukaryota; Fungi; Ascomycota; Sordariomycetes; Glomerellales; Glomerellaceae
Exons: 2
Coding region: 216-824 (202 amino acids)
Source: RefSeq, a predicted model, not a curated record
GGGGGGGGGGUUUGACAGCUGUGAUGUACCGCGCAGUUACAUAGGCAGUAGGAGAUCGGGGAACGAGAAGGGCCUUUUAUUGAUUUAUUUCCCUUUCUUUCGUUUUCUCGACGAUAACCUUGAUAGUGAUGUCUUAUCUGAUAUCUCCCCCCAACCCCUCUAUCGCAGGCGUGCACGUCCUAAAUGAUGCCCUUGCACCCAAAAACAAAAAUUGAAUGUUGCCAUCAUCCCUGCCUUCCCAGUCCGGGGCGAAGGAUUUCCAGGGAUCGCAAUCACCAAAGUCUGUGUGUGAAUCUGCCCUGAACUUGGGUACCGGUAUCCGUUACCCCCGUACCAAACAGAGUCCGAAGAAGCCAAGAGAGAUCAUCGCCGUUCGAAUACGUCAAUCUGCAGCGCGGCAUCAUUGGGGGGAGAGAGAAACGAACGGCAGACAUUCACGUAACCAAUUCAACAGUCCACUUUCAGAGUUUCCUCAACGAUUGAAACCUUGUCAAGUCAACAGAGGCGUUAUCGACCCCGCGAAUGAUGGGAGAAAUAUGGAGCCCGCCCGGGCGGGAAGAUGCGCCCGUCUCGUCCAGCAGCAUCCACUCGAGUCUGGACUAUCUCCCUCGGCUCCCUGUGGGGGGGUUUUGAGAACAUGCCAUUCACAACCACACUUGCUUUUUUUUAAUGUGCCAGCUUUCUAUGGCGCUGCAUGGCAACCAUGCGAAAGUCUCGACGGCAAGUUGCAUGUUUGUGAUAAAACAAUCCCAUCUGCUAGUCCCCCUCGGCUAGCUAUCGUGACUGGACUGUUUGGGAGUUGUGGGUGGGUAUAUGUAGCGUGAGGGUCUCGAGGAGUACAUCUGUGCUUGAUACUACUUGUUUAAGGCUGAAGGUUCUGGGUGCUCUUACAUCUUGCGACCGAUCUCGUCGUCAAUGAUACAGCCGUCAUGCUGCGUGGAUUCUAGAGAACGAUGACGAUCAAGAAAUGUCUAGCCUACAGACAAUUUAAGUCUAGAGUCUCAUAUUCACCACUCUUGGGAUUCUUCCCCUGUUCACGUUGCUGUCGUCCUCCCAAGUAUCCUUAUUUACAUUCGACCGCCGUUUGUACGAUCAGAAGUCCAUAUCCAAAGAAACUUUACGAUAUUAGAAUGACUGACGCUUU